Messenger RNA from Funneliformis geosporum, 920 nucleotides. The record is from the annotation of a GenBank genome assembly. NCBI's taxonomy places the organism in Eukaryota, Fungi, Glomeromycota, Glomeromycetes, Glomerales, Glomeraceae.
AUGAUAUUUCUGAAGUAUAUAGUUUACCCAGGAUUCAUGAAUGCAUUAAUGGUCAAAAGCCUUUAAGAGUCAUGAUUGAUAUAGAUAUCUCGCAGGUAGAUAUGGAAACAUCUGGUAUUAAGGCACAAGAAAAAAACAUUCUCAAUGGGUUAGUUAUUGCUACAUCUUCAGAUUCUAGCAAGUGUAGUUACCAUAUUUUAUACACACCGGCUCUUCUUACUGAUCAUUACAAACUCAAAGCAUUUACUAAAUUAGUAUAUACCAUAACCGGUGAAAAAUUUGAAAAGUUAUAUAAAUUAAUUCAAGAAGCAAAGCGUAUUAUUGUUAUGGAUAAUGACCUAACUAACCUCAACAUUAAAUGGAUUAAGGCCCUUCAUAAGAAUAUACCUCUCUCUAUUAUCCAUAAUACUUACCAGCCUCAGAAAGGUAAGACAUUCUGCUUGGCUUCUAAUAAAGAAAUUGUAUUAACCGAACUUUGGAAUUGGGCUAAGCAAAUGUCUUUAUUAUUUUUUGAGAAUCGAACCAGUGCAUCACUCAUCUGCCACCUCAGAAAGGAUAUGCAAGGAAUUAUUCAUGCACUUAAGACUGAUUUUCCAGAAUUACAGAUCAAGGAAUAUCAUGGCAAAUCUGAUCCAGUAGAAAAGGCUACUGACUUCAAAAAGGGAUUAUUUCAAAAGUUACUGAAUGCCAAACACAAAUGUCUCCCCUGUGAACUUCAGAAUAGAGGAAUUUUUCCAGAUAUAGAUUCUAUUAUCUGGAAUAAAGACAUGCCAACUAUUCAAUUGUGGGUGAAUUCUGUUACUGUUAAAGCGAAGGAGAUAUCAGCAAUAACUAAUGCUACUAUUGUUAAUUGUAAGACUGCUGAAUUUUUGAAAAACAAGCUGAAGAAGGCUUUAGAAGAGAUACGCUCUUUAGACUGA